Molecule: messenger RNA, 924 nt
Organism: Caenorhabditis briggsae
Lineage: Eukaryota; Metazoa; Nematoda; Chromadorea; Rhabditida; Rhabditidae
Exons: 4
Coding region: 1-924 (307 amino acids)
Source: RefSeq, a predicted model, not a curated record
AUGGAAUUAGAUUCAAUCAAUUUUAUCGAGUUUGAAUUCUGGUUUCAGCGAUUUUCGGCGGGAAAUUUCGAUUUGGAUUAUGAUAGAAGGUGUCUGUCUGUGUGUCGCAAGGACCCGAAAUAUCGUACAAUUACUGAUAUGCCAGUGGAUGUUUUCCAGAAAAUUUGUGAAAAUUUGGGAGAAGAUUAUCAAGAAGACUAUCGAUUCGUCUUCCGCCACGUGUGCAAGUCCUUCCGCGCUCUAGCGGACUCUUGGAUUCCGACCUUCACAGAGAUUUCAAUUAAAUCAAAAUCUGAUGCAAUUAUUGUGAAAUUCGAUGACGAAGAAAUCGAAUAUACGGAUGGAAAUCGUGCAAUUAGUGAUUUGACAAGCAUUCUCGCUUAUCCUGACCUCAAAUUUCAUGAAUUUGAAUUUAAUUCGAAUCUUGAUAAGCGAUUCUUGGAGAGAUUAGUGCUGAAAUUGAAAUCGCUGAAAUUGAAAAUCCACGUGGCCUAUUUUCAUUUGAAUUCUGAUAAUUGGGAGUAUCACAAGCGGCUUUUGCCAUUUUAUCGAGCUGAAACUGUCGGAACGGUCUCUAUCUACGGAUCGCAAACUUGGGUUUCGGAAUUUAUCGAAAAAAUCGCACUGAAAUCAAAAAACAAGCUUUUCUCAAAUAUGGAACUCAAUGUUCAUUCUCUGCAUGUCAAAGAAGCUACAAAAAUUAUCAAGAACCUUCUACAAUUCUCCAAACUGGAAUAUUGCUAUCUGGAUGUGGAUUCACGGAGCAAUUUUCAAUUGAAAAAGAAUAUUGAGCGACUUGGCGCAAAAAUUCAAGGUUUUCGUUCGGACAUUUUUCACUAUCCGAUUCUAUACUCCACGGAUUUUUUCGAAAUUAAAUUCGAUUGCGAGGGAAUUUUUAUUGAGAGAAAAUCCAAAUCCACUUGA